Messenger RNA from Glarea lozoyensis ATCC 20868, 2766 nucleotides. Its product is annotated as Bromodomain-containing protein. The record is from RefSeq and is a predicted model, not a curated record. The transcript has 4 exons. NCBI's taxonomy places the organism in Eukaryota, Fungi, Ascomycota, Leotiomycetes, Helotiales, Helotiaceae. Gene Ontology annotation, cellular component: RSC-type complex. Gene Ontology annotation, biological process: chromatin remodeling. The coding region runs from base 1 to 2766 and encodes 921 amino acids. Gene Ontology annotation, molecular function: protein binding; chromatin binding.
AUGUCGGCAGAGCCUCCAGUAUCCGAGACGGCCCCAACAGAAGUGAAAACAGAGGACCCUGUAGCGCCAGAAAGCAAUGCGACACAACCUGCGCCAUCUUCCACUCCAGCACCUCCGGCUACAGGAGCGACAGGCCUGAAUAAACAAGAAUUAGAUGUUCUAGAUGGCAUAGUGAAGCGCAUGAGUGAAGCUAGAGACCCAGAAGAUGAUGAAAGAGAGUUGUCUGGCGCAUUUCAGCGCAUGCUCAACAAGAGACUUUACCAAGAUUACUUUGUGGUCAUAAAGGAGCCAGUUGCAUUUAGUACUAUCAGGAGCAAAAUCCUGAAAAAGCAGUACCAGAACCACCAAGAAUUCAUUCGAGACUUCGCCCUAAUAUUCCAUAAUGCCAAGGUAUACAAUCGUCCGUCAGCGGAGGUUUACAAAGAUGCCGUGGCGCUAGAGGUGCUUUUCAAGAAAGAGCUAGAAAAGCUGGUCGAGGAUAAGGUAUUAACUGCCGAAGAGGCGGUUCUUCCAGAUCUGGGAGAGAUCCCAGAAGUCGAGCCAUCACCACCACGCGAACCUUCACCACCUGAAGAGAGUGAAAAGGAGGAAGAGGAAGAUACGGACGAGGAUGAAGAAGAUGAAGGAACGGACGACGAUCGCCCAAGGGGAAGACGUACGAAACGCGGACGAAGGUCUUCUGCAGCUGCGAAGCGCGAUAGCAAAGCAAUCAGUAAGCAGGUGCAGGACGAUGAAGACCCGGAAGCGCAGAAGAAAAGAGGCAGACCACCAAAAGUUCACACCCCAAUGGAAGCGCGGAUCAACAACAUUCUAAAGAACCUUCGAAAAUAUAAGAACGAGGCAAAUGAGUUGGAGGUCCUUCAUUUUGAAAAGCUACCCGACAAGUCUGUAAUGCCCGAAUACUACCAGGAAAUCAAGCAGCCGAUUGCGAUGGACACGAUCAAGAAGAGAGCUAAGAGAAAGAAUUACCAAUCUGUUGACCAAGUGCUGAAAGACCUAAAUUUAAUGUUCGAAAACGCAAAGUCCUAUAACCUGGAAGAUAGUCAAGUGUAUAAAGAUGCAGUCCAUCUGCAGAAAGAGGCGAAGAUUAUCGCCGAGCAGGAAAAGAAAAAGCCUGACUCUGAUUUUGCUGAUGAGGAUGGACGGCUUCCGCUAUCUGAAAUCCUCCAUAAUGGAGAGUUAUGGAAGGUUGGAGAUUGGGUGCAUCUGGCGAAUCCGAACGAUGUCACAAAACCCAUAGUCGCCCAGAUAUAUCGAACAUGGCAAGAUACAACUGGCCAGAAAUGGAUUAACGCGUGUUGGUACUAUCGCCCAGAACAGACUGUACACCGAUAUGAGAAGCACUUUCUCGAGAACGAAGUUGUCAAGACUGGGCAGUAUCGCGACCAUAAAGCGGAUGAGAUCGUCGACCGAUGUUUUGUCAUGUUUUUUACUCGAUUCAACAAGGGUCGUCCGCGAGGAUUCCCUGCUGAUAAAGAAGUAUAUGUGUGCGAAGCUCGAUAUAACGAAGUCCAGCAUAAAUUGAACAAAAUCAAGACCUGGGCCAGCUGUGUUCCGGACGAAGUUCGAGAGAAGGAUUACGAGAUGGACUUAUUUGACGUACCUCGGACUACGAAAAAAGUCCCAAGUCCCAUCAAACACUUACUGAGAGAAGAUGCGAAAGAGGAUGAUCCGCUGCCAAAGCCGACCUGGGGAGCUGCCAACGCGCCGCCUAUCGUGGGAGCUGUCCACAAGCGUCCACGCGAAGCGAAUGAAUCUCCACCACCAGAACCCACACCAUCACCACCUCCACCAGAACCCGAACCAGUACGUCGCCCCAUCACUAGUGACCGACCUCGAUACGGCUCACAAGGCGAUCUCUCUUUGGCGCGCACCCACUCAAAUGCAACUCAGCCUUCACCCAUGGCCAGCCAUACCCCGACACCAGGCCAAUUUGGUCAACAAUUCCCAGCAGCUCGACCAUCACCUUCGCCUGCUCCUUUGACGCACCAGAACUCCUAUGGCUCGCAUGGAUCUGCAUCGCAUCAGCCAGUCGCUCAUACCCCAAGCUAUCAACAGACUGGUUAUGCUCCUCAGUACACAUCUGGUGCUACCCCCGUAGUUCAACAUGCCAAUCCAAUGAACAGCUAUGGGCACUACCAGGAUCGAAGUUCUGUCACGCCCGUACGGACGUCUGCGCCCGUCCAAACCCCGCAUAUAACACACAAUAAUGCCUACAAUCCUCCACGUCCUGUCGAAGUAUAUACACUGUCGGAGCAGGCAAAUUUUGCGAUACCCAGCGACAUUCGCAGCCAGUUCCAGCGUGAUGAAUAUGGCAAAGUCAUCUUCUUCACAGCUCCCCCUCUCGAAGCCAAUCCAGUUCCAGAGGAGAAGCGAGUUCUGUCUCACAGUCUUCGCUAUCUUGCAGACAAAGCACGCGCUAGAGAGGAAGAGACGAAGAAGCGCAAGGCGCGCGAGGCUGAAUUGGAAGCCGAGGCUACUGCGAAGGCUAAGCGCGUAAAGGCUGAUCUGGAAAGCUCUACAGCGUGGCUGGCAAACCAAAAACUUUCUGCUUUGGAGAGUUGGACUAAAAAGAUGGAAAUUGGGACCGAUGAGUUGUAUCAGCAGUUACACGGCGAUGACUGGAAGCAAAUACGCGAUGCCGACCUUGCACGAUUAGCAGAUGAGCAAGAAAAUGCAUGGGAAAAGUCUAGGGAGUUGAUGAAGUUCCGCGAAGAAAGCAGACGCCAAAGAGAAGUCAAGUUAACUGGCUUCAAGUGGAUCUAG